Messenger RNA from Rubroshorea leprosula, 2265 nucleotides. The record is from the annotation of a GenBank genome assembly. Lineage: Eukaryota; Viridiplantae; Streptophyta; Magnoliopsida; Malvales; Dipterocarpaceae.
CCCUUGCCUGCAAACUCACCGAUCGAUUCAACUCUAAAGACUCUUUCGCUUUAUCAUGCAGUAGAUCUUGUUUUCUUGUUCCAACAUUGAACAUUCCAAAGGCAAUCAAAAGCCGAAAAGCUUCUGAAACUGGUUAUGAUGGAAUCAAUCGAAGAAGACCAUUGACUCAACUAAAAUCAAAGCAGAAUCCAAGACUACCAUCUUCUGCACUUUCCCGUUUCCACCAUCCAAACUCAUCACUCUUCUUUUCUAUCUUUAAUUAUGUGUGUUGGAUGAUGAACAAGAAAGCACCCAAUGCUCGGUAGUCUAGUCUUUUUUGGUGGAAUAAACAAACAAAAAGCGAUCACCUAACGUCUUCUUUGUCAUUUCUCUCUUCUACGAAAACAAGAGCUCCCUAGACCCAUACGUUGUUUGCUCUGCCAUGAUUCUUGUUUUCCUGUUCCAAGGCUCCUCCUUUGCAAGCUAGCUCCCAAUAUUGAUCAUUCUAGAGGAAAUCCAAAGCCAAAGUCUUUCUGGUACUGAAACCGCGUGGAGUAAACCAAAGCAAAGAAGAACCAUCACUUAAAUGAAAACUCAAUCUAGGACCCAUCUCUAUUCAUUUACCCUGUUCCACUCCAGAUUCAUGAAAAGUUACCCAAUUCUUUUAAAAGGCUUUAUAUCAAUAAUUGCAAGCAAUUGGAGUCUCCGCCUCAAAGGAUGCUACAGUAUUGUACGGAACUUAAAGGGAUAAGUAUUUAUGGGGGUGAUAUGAAAAGUUUUUGUUUUGAGAACAUGCAUGGGCCCACUUUUUUAUCGAUAGGCAAUUGUGAUGGUUUGGAGUCGUUUUCCUUGUCCAUCUCCAAUCUUAAAGAGUUACACAUAUCGCAUUGCAAGAAUCUCAAGUCUGUGCCUAACAAGAUGCAUGACCUCACGUCUCUCAAUGGAUUCUAUAUAAGCAAUUGUCCAGGGAUCAAGUGCAUUUCAGACAGUGGGUUGCCUCCAAACUUAACAUGGCUUGGAAUUUAUGGGUGUGUAGGGAUCGAGUCCAUUCUAGGCAGUGGUUUGUUUCCAAACCUAACAGAUCUUGAAAUUGUCGACUGUCCAGGGAUUGAGUCCAUUCCAGAUCGUGGUUUUCCCCCAAACCUUAGAAGUCUUAUAAUUGAUUGCAAGAAUCUGAAGAAGCCGAUGCAGGAAUGGGGCCUUAGCAACCUCACCUCUCUUUUAUCCUUGAAGGUUUAUUGGAUAUGUCCUGAUCCUGAUGUGCUUCCUACUUCUCUAACCAGUCUUGUGGUAGGUACGGUUGAGAAUAUGAAAUCCAUAACUAGAGGGCUCCUUCAAAACCUCAACUCUCUUCAAGAUUUAACAAUCGAGGCUUGCCCAAAGCUGCAGUCGUUGCCAAAGGAAGGCCUGCCUCCCUUGCUUGAACGACUCUGGAUUAUAAACUGCCCGUUGCUAAAACAACGAUGCUUGGAGGAGAAAGGAGACUAUUGGCCCCUCAUAGCUCGCAUCCCCUACAUUGUAGUUCAAGAUUAUAAAAGCCACACAAGUUCAGAGACAAAACAAAAACUUUGUUUAUGCUUCAAAACAGGGUGACAAUCAAAUGACUUUAAAUCUAAAUAAAAGGUAACGUUGGUUUUAGUGUUGUCUUUUCUUUUUUAUAUUUUUGUCAAUGCCAUAAGUUCCUCAUAUGUUUUGGUUCAGGAUAUGGAUAUUAAAUCAUAGAGAAAUGGCCAAUAAAUAUUCAUAGCUGAAAGGUUAUGUACUAAUCAAGAAAACUACCAAGGAUUAUUCUUUCUUCUGCAGCCUAAAGCACAAGACGCAAAAGAUCUUUGUAUUUCUGAAACUUAACAUUUAUGCCAAUUGAAAAGAUGUUGGUUUUCUGGAGAUUGGAAAGUUUCCAUCCUUGUAUUCUGUGAAGACUCGUUGACUGCUCAAUAUGUAAAUAGCUGCUUAGUAUCAGAGUCAACAACAUGUCAACCCUUUCAGUUCAUCUUUUGCUCACCCAGAUCAUCAUUUCAAGAGAAGCAUCAUAAGGCAAAAUAGAAUCCCAACAAAAGAAAAUCUACAGAAAAGAGGAGUGCUGGGCAAUGAAGAAGACCAAUCAUGUGUUUUAUGUGGGAAAGAGGCUGGAAGCAUAGACCAUCUUUUGUUUUUGUGUCCAAUAGCAAGAAAGGUGUGGUCAUUAUGUUAUCAGUGGUGGGGUAUUAAUGUGGCACCCCAAGAAAAGGGCUGGAACCACCUGAUCUAGCAUGCAGGACUUUUCAACAAUAAAUUUGCAAAGGAUGC